Molecule: messenger RNA, 1464 nt
Organism: Lathyrus sativus (Indian pea)
Lineage: Eukaryota; Viridiplantae; Streptophyta; Magnoliopsida; Fabales; Fabaceae
Source: the annotation of a GenBank genome assembly
AUGAAUUCAGAAAUGUAUUUUGCAACCACAAUGUUCCUCCUCUUUUUAUCAUACAUUGCGAUAACACUAUUUAGUAGAACCAAAAAACAUAUCAAUCUUCCACCGGGGCCUUCACUUCUUACCCUUGUGCGAAAUGUUUUUGAAUUAGGAAAAAUAAAACCACAACACUUGUUAGCCAAAUUUUCCAAAAUAUAUGGUCCAAUAAUGUAUUUGAAGUUAGGUCAAAUAACAACCAUUAUCAUUUCAUCACCCGAGUUAGCACAAGAAGUACUUCAAACCCAUGAUCUCUUCCUCUCUGACCGAACAAUUCCUCAAGCUGUAGCCGUUCUUGAUCAUCAACAUUUUAGCUUACCCUUCUUGCCAGCUUCAGAUCUUUGGAAAGAUCUUAAGAAAAUAUGCAAAAACCAUUUGUUUUCCAGCAAAACACUUGAUGCAAGUUAUCAACUUAGGUGUAACAAGCUUCGAGAAUUUUUAUGUGAUAUUGAUAGAAGCAGUAUAACGGGUGAAGCAAUAGAUAUUGGAAGAGCUGCUUUUAAGACAUCAUUGAACUUUUUGUCAAACACUUUUUUUUCAAUGGAUUUUGCUAACUCUGCUGGUGAAACUGAUGAGUAUAAAGACAUAAUUGAAAAUCUUGUGAGAGUUAUAGGAACACCAAACUUGGUUGAUUUUUUUCCCGUUUUAAGUGUGUUUGAUCCACAAGGUAUUAAAGGAAUAUCAGCUACUUAUCUUGAAAAGUUGUUGCAAAUCAUUGAUUCAUAUACCACCAAAAGAUUAAAGUUAAGAGAAGAGAAAAAUCAUGUCUCAAAUGGUGACAUGUUAGACAUGCUUCUCAACAUCACUCAAGAGAAUGGUCAAAUGAUGGACAGAACAAAGAUUAAACAUUUAUUUCUGGAUUUAUUUGUGGCAGGGACUGAUACAACUUCCUACACAAUAGAACGGGCCAUGGCUGAACUAGUUCACAACCCACAUGUAAUGUCAAAAGUUAAAGAAGAACUUGGGCAAAUAAUUGGUAUAGGAAAUUCAAUUGAGGAAUCAGAUAUUAGUAGACUCCCAUAUUUGCAAGCAGUAGUAAAAGAAACAUUACGUUUGCAUCCAUCUGCUCCACUUUUACUACCAAGAAAAGCUAGGAUAGAUGUAAAAAUUUGUGGAUACACUAUUCCACAAGGUUCACAAGUUUUAGUUAAUGAAUGGGCCAUGGGAAGAAAUCCUAGCAUUUGGGAUAAUCCAAAUACGUUUUUUCCUGAAAGAUUUCUUGGGUCAGAAAUUAAUUUCAAGGGCCAAAAUUUUCAACUAACACCAUUUGGUAGUGGGAGAAGAAUGUGUCCUGGCAUGCCACUUGCUGAACGAAUGUUGCAUACAAUGUUAGGAUCAAUGAUUAACUCUUUUGAUUGGAAAAAGAAAAAUGGAGAUAGAGACAUUGAUCAACCAUUACGAGCUAUUCCUAUUAGAGUAAAUAAAAUGUAA